Chaetomium fimeti is the source of this 1711-nucleotide messenger RNA. RefSeq names its product RAI1 like PD-XK nuclease-domain-containing protein. Gene Ontology annotation, cellular component: cytosol; nucleus. The record is from RefSeq and is a predicted model, not a curated record. Gene Ontology annotation, molecular function: mRNA 5'-diphosphatase activity. Lineage: Eukaryota; Fungi; Ascomycota; Sordariomycetes; Sordariales; Chaetomiaceae. The transcript has 10 exons. The coding region runs from base 327 to 1535 and encodes 402 amino acids. Gene Ontology annotation, biological process: nuclear-transcribed mRNA catabolic process; NAD-cap decapping.
GUUCGACUGAUUUCUGGUCUUCUGGCCGUUUUUUUAAAAAUUAGAGCGUGUUUCGGCGCGCGCGUACGCCAAGACGACCAGGCGUUUGCCGGAUACAGCGGCCCCUCCAUCCCUGGCCGUUUGCCGUUCUUUGUUAGUUUAGAGCAUCUCUCAACUUACAAGACGCACCCAGAGGACGCCAAGCAUCUCAGUCUCAUCGCUCCAACCCUUUUUCAUCCGGUUAUUGUGAACUUUGCUGAACUGAUGCAGGCAAGAGUCCAGGAACACUUCCCAUCGCCAGGUUUAUCAGGCACAUUUCAAGCAUUUCGAGUGCUUCAGCAGCUGCCAUGGCCCUCGAAUUCCCCAUUCAACCUCCGUCUAGCUAUGCGGGAGAGAGUGAACCUGUAAAACGGCCAAAGGAGUUUGCGUGCUUCUCAUACGACAAAGACCACAAGUUUCGCUUGGACGACUCAUCCCUAAAAUGGUACUAUCCGCCGGUGGUGGGCGCCAACCUGUCGAACGGGUACGAUACGUUUAUCAAGCAUGACGAAUCGAAGGAUGAGCACCUGGACAGCCUCCUCAAAACCAUAGCAAGCCACGAACAACAAACUGGCGGGCCGAUAGAUGCACACAUCGUCACCUGGAGAGGCAUGUUGACCAAGAUCAUGGCUACGCCUUAUGAUGACGAGGGGUUUGAGAUGAAUGCUACCCUCUACCGAGAUUGCAUAUUUAUCGAAGAGAACCAUGCCUUUAAGGAACAAAAGCGGCAAAUCGAGAUCGCCAGGGACCAAAAGCGGCAACAGGAGAACAACCGAAGGGGGCACUGGAAUCCACCUUCCGUGAUGCAAUUUUGGGGGUACAAAUUCGAAACCCUCAGCACAAUACCACGGCCAUGGGGCGAGACAACGAGAGAAUACAUCGAAAGCCGAGACGAUGAAGUUGUCAGCAACAAAGAGCAGUAUUGCUCCGUCGUUCGGACGGGGUUCGGCAAGUCUGUAGUCUGUCUCGGAGGCGAAGUCGACGCCAUCUGGGAUGCAAAGCCAGAGACACCAGGACAACCCAUCAACUGGGUAGAACUUAAAACGAGCGCCGAGAUUCGCAGCCAUAACGACCAAUUCAAAUUCGACCGGAAACUCAUGAGAUACUGGAUCCAGUCCUUCCUCCUUGGCGUUCCCAAGAUCAUAGUCGGCUUCAGGACCCAAGGCGGAAUACUUAGCCAGGUCGAAGAGUUCAAGACCCUGAGCAUGCCGGAGGAUGUCAAGCGCAGGAACACAGCGAAGUGGGACGGAAACGUCUGUAUCAAAUUUACCAGUCUUUUCCUUGAAUGGCUCCGCCAAAGCAUCAGUGACGGUGGCGUGUGGAGGAUCAAACGGGAGAGCAAAUCGGCCCACAUCGAGCUGUUCAAGGUUGAGGAAGUCGGCCAUGGCAGCAUCAUCACAGACGAAUUCAUGAACUGGCGGAUAAAGCUCUCACUCCCCAAGACCAACCCACCAGACCCCGAGCCAUCACUAGCUGAAGAGCCAACACCGGAACCGGUCGUUGCGCCUGGGGCAUAGUGGGUGGAGAUAGUGUAUCUGGAUGUACUGAUAAUUGGAUAUGGGUUCCCAGAGCCGGGGGAGGGGUAGGUAUUUUGGACUGUUCCUAUCCCUGAACGGGGCAAUUCCGAGCAUGUAACCGAGUUUCCUCACGAAGGGAACAUGUCACAACACAGCGCAUGCGAAGUGAACCAAGU